Molecule: messenger RNA, 2726 nt
Organism: Melozone crissalis (California towhee)
Lineage: Eukaryota; Metazoa; Chordata; Aves; Passeriformes; Passerellidae
Gene: SLC43A2
Product: solute carrier family 43 member 2
Exons: 14
Coding region: 105-1793 (562 amino acids)
Biological process (GO): neutral amino acid transport; transmembrane transport
Molecular function (GO): neutral L-amino acid transmembrane transporter activity; L-amino acid transmembrane transporter activity
Source: RefSeq, a predicted model, not a curated record
CGGAGGCCGGAUAAAAAGCCCGGGUGGGACCGCGGCGGAGCGGAGCGGGCGCGGCACCGGCGGUUCUGAGGCUCUGAAGGAGGAGGCCACCCCCCCAGGCAGCCAUGGCCCCCACGCUGGCCACGGCGCACCGGCGGCGCUGGUGGAUGGCGUUCACGGCCAUCAUCGAGAACCUGCUCUUCUCGGCCGUCCUGCUGGGCUGGGGGUCCCUGCUCAUCAUGCUGAAGGCUGAAGGGUUUUAUUCCUACCUGUGCUACGGCCUAGAGACCACCACCAACACCUCUGAGCUCGACAACAGCACAGCAUCAGAGCACAAAUGGCCUUCCUGCAACGCCCAGGAUGAGAUGCUGAACUUGGCCUUCACCAUUGGCUCCUUCCUGCUCAGUGCCAUCACUCUGCCCCUGGGAAUUGUCAUGGACAAGUACGGCCCCCGCAAGCUGCGGCUGCUGGGCAGUGCCUGCUUUGCCGUGUCCUGUGUGCUGAUUGCGUACGGUGCCAGUAACCCAGACUCUCUGUCUGUGCUGAUAUUCAUUGCCCUGGCUCUGAAUGGCUUUGGUGGGAUGUGCAUGACCUUCACAUCGCUGACGCUGCCCAACAUGUUUGGGGACCUUCGUUCCACGUUCAUUGCUCUGAUGAUUGGCUCCUAUGCUUCCUCUGCUGUGACUUUCCCAGGAAUCAAGGUUAUCUAUGACUUUGGGGUCUCCUUCAUCCUUAUCCUGCUUGUCUGGGCAAGCUGUGCAGGACUCGUUUUCCUCAACUGCUUCUUCAACUGGCCCCUGGAGCCUUUCCCAGGGCCAGAAGACAUGGACUACACGGUGAAAAUAAAGUUCAGCUGGCUGGGCUUUGACCACAAAAUCACUGGGAAGCAGUUCUACAAGCAAGUGACGACCGUGGGGCGCCGUCUCAGCGUGGGGAGCUCCAUGAAGGGCCCCAAGGAGCCAGCAGCUCUGCAGGAGAACAACAAGCUCUGUCUGUCUACAGUGGACCUGGAAGUGAAGUGCCAGCCUGACAGUGCAGCUACUCCCUCCUUCAUGAAGAGUGUCUUCAGCCCCAUCCUGCUGCUCAGCCUCAUCACCAUGUGUGUCACUCAGCUGAGGCUCAUCUUCUACAUGGGAGCCAUGAACACCAUCCUGGAGUUUCUGUCUGGAGAUGAAAGUCAAGUGGCUUUCUACACUUCCAUUUUUGGGGUCCUGCAGCUGCUGUGCCUGCUGACAGCGCCUGUGAUCGGAUACAUCAUGGACUGGAGAAUGAAAGAGUGUGAUGAUGGCUCAGAAGAGAAUGAGGAGAGCAACGCUGAGCAAGGUGACAAGAAGAAGAAAAAGCGUGACCGUCAGAUCCAGAAAAUCACCAACGCCACCAAUGCCUUUGUGUUCACCAACUUCCUGCUGGUUGGAUUUGGAAUCACCUGUCUUAUUCCUAAUCUACCCUUGCAGAUUCUGUCCUUCAUUUUGCACACAAUUGUGAGAGGAUUCAUCCACUCAGCUGUGGGAGGCCUCUAUGCAGCUGUAUACCCCUCGACUCAGUUUGGCAGCUUGACAGGGCUGCAGUCAUUGAUCAGUGCCCUGUUUGCCCUCCUGCAGCAGCCUCUCUUCAUGGCACUGACAGGACCUUUGAAAGGAGACCCCCUCUGGGUGAAUGUUGGCUUGCUGGGCCUGAGCCUCCUGGGAUUCUGCCUCCCAAUCUACCUGGUCUGCUACAGGCGCAGGCUAGAGAGAGAAAAGAAGCAGAAGAUGGAAGAUGCCAAACUUUUCUUCAAAAUCAACGGCACUCCCACUGAGGAAGCCUUUGUUUAAACUGGUGCUUCAUGUGCAACCUCCCCUGUACAAGUUCCUACCACAUCUGUGGGUUCUACCUGUGGUGUAAGCCAGGACUUUUCUCCCCUGGCUCUGCCAGUCUUUGCUCAUCACUGGAGUGAGGGCUGGACAUCAUGACUGAGAUUUCCUCAGAUAUAUGGCAGGAGGAGACUUCCCACUCCUUAUUCCAAAACAUGGGACACUUUUCCUUUUUAUAAAGGCCACACAGCUAUUGUGUCUUAAAUUAUCCCCUGAUCACACUCUCCAGCAGCAGAGAGUUUGCAUGGGAAACUGGGGAGAGAAGGAAUAGAGGGAUGGGGGAAGAGGGAAGACAGACCAUAAUUUGAGUUUGCAAAUGUAACUCACUGCAAUCUGUUUUCUCCCCUUCUUCCCCCAAACUUGGCUGACACAGUCUCAGAUGCAAGCUGCACUGUCCUCCCUCCCCAAGGCUUCAUAAUGGUCUUUCUGCUUGAUGUGUAGCUGGAACCAGUGGUUUUACUGUCUCUCCAGACAUAUCCCUGUUUCUGAGGCAGGGAAGGGGUUUUUAUUCCUAUGUGUAUGAGCACAGCUUCAGUGUUUUGCUAAAUGUUGGCUGCUAGCACUGACAGCUCCCGAACCUUUUAUUACUGCAAAUGACACAGACUGUGAGCAAUGGAUCUGCCUUCCACACUGAAAUGAAGAGCCUAUAGUGGACUGCUGGUCCUAGACCAAGCCUUGGGAGGCCUGGAAUUCCUCUUCUUCCCGGUUCACAAACUCACCUGUACGUGUUUUAAACUGUCUGCAGUCCUGGAGCCUCUGAGAUAAGAAUUGGAUCUUGUUUACCGAUGAAGUGCUUUGAGACUUUGUUGCCUUUUGCCUCUCCUUCCCCCCUGAGAUGCCCCUGGGAGGGGAGCAGCAAUGUGUGUUCAGUAAAAAGUGGAGAAGCUUCUUGAA